This is a messenger RNA of Platichthys flesus (European flounder), 4281 nucleotides long. RefSeq names its product excision repair cross-complementation group 5 (gene ercc5). Gene Ontology annotation, cellular component: nucleus. The record is from RefSeq and is a predicted model, not a curated record. The transcript has 15 exons. Gene Ontology annotation, biological process: nucleotide-excision repair. Bases 315 to 3707 code for a protein of 1130 amino acids. Gene Ontology annotation, molecular function: single-stranded DNA binding; DNA endonuclease activity. NCBI's taxonomy places the organism in Eukaryota, Metazoa, Chordata, Actinopteri, Pleuronectiformes, Pleuronectidae.
AACCAAGCCAACAUUAGACAACUGAUCUGUAAUCAGUCUUUACUUCUUUCUAAUCAUAGUCUACCGCCGGAAACCAAAUGUUGAAACUGACCCGGGACCAGUGAGCGGAUGCUGCCAGUAGCCGGCUGGUGUAACCGUGGAAUAUGACCCGACGGGAAUAAGGCGGAACGUUUGAGUAUUGUGAAUAUUUGCUCUACGGACAUAAAUACUGUUACAACAGUCGCUGUGAAGUUGUUGGAAACCCUCUGAUCUCUUGAGUGCAGUCGGUUAAUGUCAGAGUUUUGAAAUCCACAUAGCUUCGGGUGGGUGUCGUCAUGGGGGUGCACGGACUGUGGAGGCUGCUGGAGAGCUCAGGGAAACCCAUCAACCCGGAGACCCUGGAGGGGAAGAUCCUCGCUGUCGACAUCAGCAUAUGGCUGAACCAGGCCGUGAAGGGGGUGAGGGACCGGGACGGCAACAGCGUCCAGAACGCCCACCUCCUCACUCUCUUCCACCGGGUCUGCAAGCUGCUCUUCUUUCGCAUCCGGCCAGUCUUUGUGUUUGACGGGGACGCACCGCUGCUGAAGAGGCAGACUCUGGCGCUGAGGAGGCAGAGGAAGGAGGAGUUGAACCGAGAGUCCAAACAGACCAAUGAGAAACUGCUCAAGACGUUCCUCAAGAGACAAGCUAUCAAAGCUGCACUUGGAGACCGCAGUCAGGACCCUCUCCCCAGCCUCUCCACUGUGAAGAGACCUGAGGUAGACGACAUGUAUGUUCUUCCAGCCCUGCCACCUGUAGAGGAGAAGGACGAAAGCGGAUCAGAGGCCAGGCAAAGCUCAGAUGAGGAGGAACAUAAAGAGUCGGAGGGGAAUGACAGUUAUCAUAUGUAUCAGGGCGAGCGGCCUGGAGACCCCAACUCAGUGGACAUCAACUCAGAGGAGUUUGCCUGCCUGCCUCCUGAGAUGAAACACGAGAUCCUCAAAGACAUGAAGGAGUUUUCCAAACGCCGCCGCACCCUGUACGAGCAACCUCCAGAGCUUUCGGGUGACUUUUCCCAGUACCAGUUGUCCGGCCUGCUGCAGAGGAACAAGCUGAACCAGCGUCUGGAGGGAGUGGAGAAAGAGAUGAACGAGCGGAGCGCCGGCAGCGCUCCACAGCUCUGCCAACAGGACGGGCAGAGUCACAGCGUGGAGGCACGUCGACUGGUUUCAGAAGACAAUUCCCACUAUAUACUCAUUAAAGGCUCCAAAAAGAUUAAAACUGCCACAGAGAGUCAAACUGCCCCCGAGAGCCAACCGGCCACUGCACCCUGGGCUGGCAGCUCCCUGACAGGCUGCAGGAGACGAGCAGCCGACCGACCCGAGCCCCUGUGGCGACUUGUGGGUGAGGGAGAGGAUGAAAAGCCGAGUCCCUCCAAAGAAGACUUCAAAUGCUCAGCAUCAGAACCAGCUCAGGGGGAUCCAUCGCCACCCUCCCCUCGCACACUGGAGGCGAUCCAGGCCGCAAUGAACGACAGCUCAGAUGAGGAGAUGGUGGGACGGGGGAAGAAGGAUGGCAGCGUGUCUCCACGUACUCUGCUGGCAAUCCAAAAAGUUCUGGUUGAGGAGGAAGAAAGUGGAGCUCAUCAGAGAAACGUAUCCGUCCACCUGCAGACGGACAUUCAUGGUCCUGUGCCACAAAUGGUGCUUAUCAGCUCAGAGGAAGAGACAGAACCCCAUGAUGCAAAGCGCUUAUUAACUAGUACUGACUCUAGGGAGAACACAACAGGCAGAAGUCCACGUGUGAACGACAGCUUGCUUGUUAGUAGCUCUGAAGACGAGAUGGAGGACGUGAUUGGUCAGCGUAAUAAAGCACUUCACAGUGCAGUGCUGCCACAACCUCAGAGGAAAGCGAUGAGGUCAGAAGUGGAGAUAAAGGACAGAGAGAUAAAGGACAGAGAGCUGAAAGAGGAUGUGACGACAGGAAGUGGAGGGCAGAUAGAAAAGAAGGAUGAUUUGGUUCAACCACUCGUUGCUGCUGCUUCUAGUCAAAACACAUCAUCCAUCGAUCUUUCUGCUCAGCGGGCAGGAAAACCUCAGAGUGCAGAGACUCCGCCUGUCCUGUCAGAGCAGAGAAGAACCGUGUCCGCUGAGACUCUGGAGGAGAGGGAUGAAGAUGAUGUGAAGUCACAGGGAGGCGAGGAGAGCGAGUCAGAAGACAGCUUCAUGGAGGUCUCAGAAGAAGAAUUUAAAGAGGAGGAUGAAGAUGAUUCAAUCCUGGAAAUUGGAGAGAUGGAGCAUCCGGCUGAUGUCAAUGAAGAUGAGACCAAGAAGAAAGAAGAACCAGAGGGGAGUUCAGACGAGGACAAACAGAGACAGGAUGAAGAAGAUGAGGAGAAAGAAAAAGAGGCCAGCUCAAAUGCAGCCGUCAACGCAUGGGAUCACUUGGAUAUGGAUGAGCUGGAGGCUCUGGAGAGCUCUCUGCAGGUGGAGCAGAGCAGCCUGAGGGAGCAGAAACAGCAGCAGGAGAGGAUGGCGAACACGGUCACCGGACAGAUGUACCUGGAGAGCCAGGAGCUGCUGCGACUGUUCGGCGUGCCCUUCCUGGUGGCGCCGAUGGAGGCCGAGGCUCAGUGUGCAGAGCUCGACCGCGCCGAACACACUCACGGGACCAUCACGGACGACUCUGAUGUGUGGCUUUUCGGAGGGCGGCACGUGUACAAAAACUUCUUCAGCCAGAGCAAAUACGUGGAACAUUACCAGUGCAGUGAUCUGCAGAACCAACUGGGUCUGGACCGGACCAAGCUGAUAAACCUGGCAUACCUGCUAGGAAGUGACUACACAGAGGGCGUGCCGGGGGUCGGGUACGUGACCGGCAUGGAGAUACUGAAUGAGUUCCCAGGACCGGGGUUGGAUCCGCUCAAACAGUUCAGUGAGUGGUGGUCAGAGGCUCAGGAGAAAAAGCGCCUGGCGGCUAACCCGCGGGACACAAAGGUGAAGAAGAAGUUGAGGGAUCUAAAACUGCGACCUGGGUUCCCAAACCCGGCGGUGGCUCAGGCGUAUCUGCAGCCCGCUGUGGACCACUCAGACGGCUCCUUCAGCUGGGGACGCCCACAGAUCGACGUGAUUAAAGAGUUCUGUCUGAAUCGGUUUGGUUGGAGCAGUCGGAAAACAGAGGACACUCUUCAGCCUAUGAUCAAGCAGCUCAACACGCAGCAGACUCAGCUGCGGAUCGACUCUUUCUUCCGAAUGGAGCAACAAGAGAAACAAGCGAUCCGCAGCCAGCGACUCCGCAGAGCGGUCACCUGCCUGAAGAGGAAGGAAAAGGGAGAAGGAGAGGAGGAGAGUGAGGAGGAGAUGCCUUCCCCAAUCAAAUCCAAAAGAGGGAAGGAAGCAAGCAAGAAUUCAAAGAAAGGAGGAGGAGGAGAGAAGGAAACGGAGAGAGCCGUGGCAGGAGGAGGGUUUCUGGGGUCAGAGGUGACAGAUGAAUCUCCUCAUACGUCUCUCAAGGACGUGAGCAGCAUCAACCAGGAGUCCAUCUCAGUAAAGUCUGUCCCUCAGUCGACUAAGCCUCCACCUCGGAAGGUCAGGAGCAGCAGCAGCAGCUCUGGCGAGGACAGCGAUGGUUUUGGCGAAGUCGCUAUGGUGACAGCCCGAUCUGUCUUUGAAGACAGCGCACAAGGUCGCAACGUGAAAAACACGAGAGGGAGAGGGAAGGGAAGAGGAAAGAAAAUGCGAGGAAAAAACUGAAAACUAGAUUGGCACUCAGAGCGUAUACCUCUGCCAAGGCCCAACAGUCCCCUUAUGAAGCCACAUUUAAAUACAACAGAUACAGAUUUUUGAUUGGAUCUGAACCAAAUUGCACAGCCUCAUAACUAUCAGUCAAGGUUUAUGAAAUAUUCUCUGAGAAAUCAAUGUUGAAAAAUCCCCGAAAUCUGCCACCUGGGGCAGAUCUGCACCAAUUUGAUGGAUUUUUUCCCGACCACAACCUUCCACUUAGUUUUAUCAUAAUCUGUCUUGUAGUUUUUGCAUAAUCUUGCUGAGAAACUAAAAACCAAACGAGACCUAAGCUCCUUGUUGGAGGUAAUGAUGCCUGUGAUAUUGUAUUUGAUGUUGAUUUAUGGAAAUGUGAAAGUGAAAAUGCAUCCUGUCAUUAACAAAUAUGAAUUUGAACAGUUUUUUUCUAUAUCAUGGAAAAUGUAUUUUGUAAAUUGUUUGUGACUAAAAUAUUUUUUUUACCUGUUUGGAUGUAGAUCUGUUAGAGGAAGACAAUAUGAUGUGAAUUUAUUUGAAGCUGAAUGCUUUUAAAUAUUUCCACACUGGA